This is a messenger RNA of Coregonus clupeaformis (lake whitefish), 2236 nucleotides long. RefSeq names its product tubulinyl-Tyr carboxypeptidase 1. Lineage: Eukaryota; Metazoa; Chordata; Actinopteri; Salmoniformes; Salmonidae. Gene Ontology annotation, cellular component: cytoplasm. Gene Ontology annotation, biological process: regulation of angiogenesis. The record is from RefSeq and is a predicted model, not a curated record.
AUCAACGCUCGCUACUGUGUAGUCAUGGGCGUUCAAACUGGACAAUGACUUGGACUGACAAGAAGAAUAUGAUGUAAAAUGGACUAGACUGAAAUGAGGCCACCGACUAAGCGGAGUGUCGAAGAAAUGUCCAAUCUAAUCUUUCCCGGCGUUUUGGAUAUAGACGGAAUCACCUCUCUGGGAUAACGGUGCCGGGUAUUAGUGAUUUGUAAUAUAGUAGUUUGUUGUGGCCUACCCUGUUGGAAGACUGCUAUUUUUUCCCAUUAUGUUGUAGGCAUUAUGUGUAUUCAUCAUUUUCCAAGGUGCUGAAUUUAUCCUCAAUGUUGUAGGCCUAGUAUAAUGUUUUUAAUGUUGGCUGCCAAUUCACUCCUUUUCUAGUUUUGAUAAUUAUUGUCCAGUUUCAGUAUUCAAGUGAUUUACUUGACUUAACCUGCAUCUUAUAGAUCAUUGUGAUUUUUCUAAAAUGCCAAUAACAAUAUCGAUCAGAUAGUGAUUUGACUAUUGAUGUAGCCAAAAUUCCAUUUAAUCUCGGAUUUUGCAAGCAUUUGUUAAUGUUUUUGAAGUUGAACUCAUCUGACAUAACUUAAGUGGACAAUUGUAACAACAUAUGGAACAUAUGAUUUUAAUAUCAGUGUGCCAUUUUGUUCAUGAGAGGCACAGUAUUUGAAUUUGGAGACUAAUAGGCUACAGCCUGCAGUUUUUCAAAGUUCUACAUAUCCAGCAUGUCAUGAAUUGCUCAUGUUUCUCACCUGCUGUCGGAGUGUUACAUGCUGAGAAACUGCAAUCAGAUUGACAGUUAAAGGGCGAGGCUGUAAGCCAUCUGUGCCAGCCGGGAUGCUGAGGACCACAAGGGGGUGUGUGGGGGUGGAGGAGAGAGAUGAGGAGCAGGAGGAUGAAGGUGAAGAGGACUUGCGGGAUGGAGGUGUGCCCUUCUUCGUGAACAGGGGAGGCCUACCGGUGGAUGAGGAGACUUGGGAGCAGAUGUGGAGGCAUGUGGCCCGGAUUCACCCUAAUGGCGAGGCCAUAGGGAAACGCAUCCGGGGAGCCAGUGAUCUGCCUAAGAUUCCAACACUGAGUGUGCCUACAUACCAGCCAACCACCAGUAUCCCACAGCGCCUGGAAGUCAUACAGAAAUACAUCAGGGACUUGCAGUACAAUCACACGGGAACACAGUUUUUUGAAAUCAAGAAGAGCAGGCCUCUUACUGCGUUGAUGGACAUCGCCAAGGAGAUGAUGCGGGAGUCACUACCAAUCAAGUGUCUGGAGGCAGUGAUCCUUGGAAUUUACCUCAGCAACAGCAUGCCGGGUGUGGAGCGCUUCCCCCUCAGCUUUAAGACGCAGUUCUCAGGGAACCACUUCUGCCACAUUGUGCUGGGGAUGCACAGCGGUGGCCGCUCGGGGCUGGGCAUCAGCCGUCGGGAGGACCUCAUGUUCAAACCCCUGGAGUUCCGCACGCUGGCUGACCUGGUGCAGGAGUUUGAGGGGGCCUACAGGAGCUACUGGCAUACCCUGAGCAAGGUGAAGAUUGGUCAGUAUGUGUCCCAUGACCCCCACAGUGUGGAACAGAUCGACUGGAAACACUCCAUAAUAGAUGUGGACAAACUGACCAAGGAGGAGCUGCGGAGAGAGCUGGAGAGACACACCCGGGACAUGAGGCUGAAGAUUGGGAAGGCAGCACCCCCUUCACCCACCAAAGACAGGAAGAGUAACAUGGGCUCGCCCCUCCGUAACCCAGGCAGCCCCAUGCGCAGGAACAGCCGCAUCGAGAGACGUCCAUCUGGAGAGAAGAAAGUUCUUGAUCCGAAGCCACCUCCGGACAUGAAUGGAUAUCAGAUUCGAGUGUGAGGAGGAUUUCACUUCAUAAAAUCAUCCUGCAAAACAAGACCUUAGAAUGGUUGGGUUCUGUCCAACAAAAGGUUAGUUCUGGGGAAUGGGGCUUUUGUGUUCAGAUUUCCAAAUAGGUUUGUACUGUGUAAGCAAUUUAUUUUGGGUAUUUUGCAUUCAACAAACAUGAGGUAUACUGUACAGAGCAUGGCCAUGUCAAUAACUGAUUAAUGACUAAAUGUAUGUUCAUUUAGUCAAUAAUUGGGGAUAUCAAACACUCGUUUUACACCAGGGGAUAUCAAACACUUGUGUAUGCCUGCGGAUCAAUUCCGCAGACCUACACAUUUUUUUCUUCUUUUUUUUCUCAGUGGCGUCUCAACUUACUGUUGAGAGUUAGAAUAGUAGAAUACAC